This is a messenger RNA of Brienomyrus brachyistius, 3112 nucleotides long. Its product is annotated as ADP-ribosylation factor GTPase-activating protein 3-like. Gene Ontology annotation, biological process: COPI coating of Golgi vesicle. Gene Ontology annotation, molecular function: GTPase activator activity. The transcript has 17 exons. The record is from RefSeq and is a predicted model, not a curated record. Lineage: Eukaryota; Metazoa; Chordata; Actinopteri; Osteoglossiformes; Mormyridae. Bases 115 to 1716 code for a protein of 533 amino acids.
ACGCAGAGUGCGGAAAUUCAUCCGGCUCUCGGAGCGAUAGUUGAUGUGGCGUCGGUCGGUUCUUGGUAGGUGAACUUCGGUUAGUUGUUUGGAAGCCCGGGAGCAGGUACCGAGAUGUCAGAACCGAGCAAACAGGAGAUCACCGCGAUCUUCAAGCGGCUACGCUCCGUUCCCACGAAUAAGGCAUGUUUUGACUGUGAAGCUAAGAAUCCCAGCUGGGCUAGCAUCACCUAUGGUGUCUUCUUGUGUAUCGACUGCUCUGGCACGCACAGAUCUCUUGGCGUACACCUGUCCUUCAUCAGAUCCACAGAGCUGGACUCGAACUGGUCCUGGUACCAGCUGCGCUGCAUGCAGGUGGGCGGCAAUGCCAAUGCGAUGGCAUUCUUCCAGCAGCACGGCUGCACAGCCAACGCAGCCAAUGCCAAAUACAACAGCCGAGCUGCACAGCUGUACCGAGAGAAGAUCAAGUCCCUGGCCAUGCAGGCCACUAGGCAGCAUGGGACAGAGUUAUGGCUGGACAGCCAGGCUCCUAUCUCCCCAACAUCACCACAGAACAAACCGGAGGAUUUCUUUGCCUUGCACACGCAGGCAGGUCCUGAUGACCAGUCUAGUCUGGACCACUCGGCAACACUGCACCUCAGAACCCAGGAGAGCCUCAAAACCAAUGAUGGCGAAUCAGAGGAAGGGCCUAAUGUGGAUCGUCUGGGCGUCUCCCCCAAGGCAGCACUGGCUGACUUGUCUCCUGCAGGAGUUACACCAAAUAAAGAGGCCUCUUCACUGAUCAAGAAGAAGCCAGCUGCUGUCAAAAAAACGAUGGCCACCAAGAAGGGUGGUUUGGGGGCUCAGAAGGUAAGCGGUCAGAGCUUCUCAGAGCAGGAGAAACGGGCCCAAGCUGUGGACAAGCUGCGGGAGCAUCGGGAGGCCACUGCCAAGAUGAUCAACCCGGCCGAGGAGAACAUAACUUCUUCGAUGCAUCUGGCUUACAAGGACCUAGAGACCCAGAGGAAGAAGGAGGAGAGCAAGAUGAAGAACCUUGAAGGGAAGAAGAAGGAGCAGGUGGAAAGAUUAGGCAUGGGACUUGGCAGCCGGAGUGGCGUGUCCCACUCCGUGCUGUCAGACAUGCACAUCAUCCAGCAGGAGGCGCCAUCUGUGAUCCAGACCUCCAGAGGACGGAAGUACACAGAGGAGGAGGAGGGCACCUUCUCCUCCAGGCUGUCCCCCAAAUACACGGACGAGCCUGCAGAACCCUCCAGUCAGUUCUUCUCCAACUGGGCCGGGCCUGGAGAGAGUUCCUGGAAGACGGAGAACAGAAAGUCAGAGCCGGAUGUGCUCCUCAUUUCCAAGACCCCUUUGCUGGACGAGAGGGCUACGACGAGGCGCAAGUAUGACUGUGAGUCUAGCAGUGCUUCUGAUGAGGCUCAGAGGAAGUUCGGUGACGUGAAGGCCAUCUCAUCUGACAUGUACUUUGGGAAACAGGAUAACUCGGAGUACGAGGCGCGGACCAGACUGGAGAGGUUCUCCAGCAGCUCAGCCAUCAGCUCGGCAGACUUGUUCGAUGAUCAGAAGAAGCAAACUGGAUCCUACAGCCUGACAAAUGUCCUCCCCAACACGCCAGACAUUUCACAGCUGAAGCUGGGAGUGAAGUCGGUUGCCGGGAAGCUCUCUGUGAUGGCCAGUGGAGUCAUGUCAUCCAUCCAGGAUCGCUAUACCACGUGAUUCCCAGAUUCCUGUGGAUAUGUGCUUUCCACCUGCACAUUCGCGUACACUUGUACUUAUCCAGAAUCACUGUUGCAUAUGUUGUCCUUCUAUAGCUAUGGACUCCGUAAUUUCCUCAAAAUCUGGCCUGUUUGACUGUGGAUCUAGUAGGACGACGGUGUGUUGGGCAGGGUGGGAGGUUCCUUGCAGUAUGCAGUGGGCUCACUGCUCACCCAUGAACACUGAUGCCAUCUGCUCACCCCUCAGAGGGACUUCUUUUCCCCCUCAUCUUAAACAUCUUGUAAUUUGUCUGGGAUUUGGUUUGGGUUGAUGAGCCUGACAUUCAUGAAGUGGUUUGGGUAUUCCCACAUACACGUCCUGUUCCUCAGCAAGUAUGUACAAGCCUUUUUUAAUGUCUGAUGAAACGGCUGUUUUAUGAAGUGUGGUGCCUGCCCUGUGAAGGGAGGUUUUCUGGGGUGGCUGGUGUGAGGAUAUAUGGGUUUUGGGGGGGGAAAAAAGCACUUUUCUUUGGUUAGGAGUGCUGUGUGUACCCUUACAAUGUUACUUUAAAAUGUUAUUGAUCAUUUAGAAUUCCCCACUGUUGAGAACCUUUUUCCACCGUAGUCUGUUUUCAUCCUGUUCCAAAGUGUUUCACUCCAAGAAUAACCACCACUUAUCUCUCUUAAAAAAAAAGUGACCAGACAAUUUCCCUAAGAUGUAAACAAUCCCGGGAAUGUGGCGUGUGACAAAUCAUGACACUUUUUUUAUGGUGUAACCCAGAGAAUUUGGGGUCUCCUCCCUUUUGUAUGUUUAUAAUUUAACGGGGACUCCGCAUUUCAGCAGUUGCCUAUUACUAUAUACACAAGCCAAAGCAUUAAAUAUUGUAGCUCUUUGCAAGUUGCCAUUGCAAUUUUAUGUGUACAAGUCUGGUUUUAUUUACCCAAACGUUCGUUGUAGCUUUUUGUCUGUUGUAGCUGAUUUUUGUAAGAUGUAUGAGUCGUAAUUUUAUGUAAGUUACCGGUAGUUCGUUAAUUAUUAUUGCUUUAAAUCGCAAUUGCUUUAAAACGCAUUGUCUCAGAUACAGUUUUAACUCGUGCUUUUCACAUACUGAUUAUAUAUUCGGACGGUUCACGUUUUUUGUGCGGCACGAGUUUGCCUUCAUCACAGACUGGUCGGGGAUUCAAUAGCACCGACAUCUCCAUGCAGCUGUUAGAAAUUAUUUACAGGCGAGAGUUGCUGUGCGUUAGGACCUGAUUGAAGGGAGGGGGAGGGAGUUUAAACUAUUUACUCGACAGUGGAAUAUGCGGGGGAAUUGCUACGCGUUUCAUACUUGGCAUAGAUAAAUGAGACACAGCCAAAAAGUGAUUUCAAACGUUAAAUAUGGAAAAUGUUGAAUAAACGGUUUUGCGUACCCCUG